AGUUGCAAUUUUUCUAUGUGAUCAGCCAUUGUGAUCCGGCAUAAAAUCGGCGUUCUUUUUUAGUUUUUUAUUGUUUUUACCAUUGUUGUUCCUAUUUUAAUUCACCGAAAGAUCAUUAACGUCUUGUUUUCCGUAAAUUUCGUGUCCCAAAUCACUUAAAACUUGAAAUUCGCACAGAAAAAUGGGUCUCCGUGAGAUUAUCUCCAUCAACAUCGGGCAGUGUGGCGUCCAGAUGGGUCUCAGCUGCUGGGAAUUGUACUGCCUCGAGCACUGCAUCAACCAAGACGGCACGCUGAAGGACGAAACGAAAGUCGACGAGUACAUGCAAACCUUCUUCAACGAUACGCUCCAGCAAAAACUCGUUCCGCGCAGCAUUUUUGUCGAUUUGGAGCCAUCCGUCAUCGAAGACAUCAAAAUGGGCCCGUUUCGUCAUCUCUUCAAUCCGGAUCAGAUGCUUGUCGGCAAGGAGGACGCAGCGAAUAAUUACGCGCGCGGGCAUUACACAAUCGGCAAGGAGCUUCUGGAUCCCGUCGUUAAUCGCAUUCGGAAGAUGGCCGAGCAAUGCAACAGUUUGCAAGGAAUUUUGGUGUUUCACAGUUGCGGCGGCGGCAGCGGAUCGGGCUUCGGUACGUUGUUGCUUGACACUUUGAGCCCCGAAUACGAGAAACAGAGCAAGUUACAGUUUUCGGUGUAUCCGUCGCCAACUAUCAGUACAGCUGUGGUCGAGCCAUAUAAUGCAGUUUUUUCGACGCACGGAAGUUUAUCGACUUCGGAAUGUGCUUUUACGAUCGACAAUGAGGCUGUUUAUGAGAUUUGUGCCAAAAAUCUCGGAAUCGAUCGUCCGAAUUACACAAAUCUCAAUCGGGUGAUCGCUCAAACGGUCUCCAGUACAACGACAAGUCUCAGAUUCGAAGGUGUAAUGAACGUCGAUCUCAAUGAAUUCCAAACAAAUCUCGUUCCAUUUCCGCGAGUUCACUUCCCCGGAAUUUCCUACGCUCCCCUUUUGUCCCAAGAAAAGGCCAAACACGAGUUCUACGGCAUCAAGGAUCUCACAAGUAUGUGCUUCGAUGCUUCCAAUAUGCUCCUGAAAUGCAAUCCAAAGCAAGGCAAGUACAUGGCAUGUGCGCUCUUGUAUCGCGGCGACGUCGUUCCGAAAGAUGUCAACUUGGCAAUUACCGCAAUCAAGGAAAAACGUUCCGUGUCGUUCGUUUCGUGGUGCCCGACAGGCUUCAAAGUGGGAAUUAAUUAUCAACCGCCGACUGUGGUGCCGGAUGGCGAGUUGGCAUCCUCCAAAAGAGCUGCGUGCAUGCUUUCCAACAACACAUCCAUCGUUGAAAUUUGGGCUCGCAUGAACCGAAAAUUCGAUAUGAUGUUCCAAAAGAGGGCCUUUGUGCAUUGGUACGUUGGCGAAGGCAUGGAAGAGGGCGAGUUUGCUGAGGCACGCGAAGAUCUGGCAAUGCUGGAAAAGGAUUACGAGGAAAUCGAGGGAGAUGCCGAGGAAUAUGAUUAUGAUGGCGAUGAAGAUGGUGUCGAGUACUGAGGUAUUUUGUUUUAAGUCGAACGUUGUGAAUUUUUUUAGAAUUUUUUAUUAUUCAUUUCCGGUUAAAUGAGUGAUCUCAGUAGAUUUUUAAAUUAAGUUUUUAUUAUUUUUUGUAAUUUAUUCGGCAAAUAAAUGCAUUCUAGAAUAUUGUUAAACAUUUGAAA
Molecule: messenger RNA, 1704 nt
Organism: Culicoides brevitarsis
Lineage: Eukaryota; Metazoa; Arthropoda; Insecta; Diptera; Ceratopogonidae
Product: tubulin alpha-8 chain-like
Exons: 3
Coding region: 182-1540 (452 amino acids)
Biological process (GO): microtubule cytoskeleton organization; mitotic cell cycle
Cellular component (GO): microtubule; cytoplasm
Molecular function (GO): GTP binding; structural constituent of cytoskeleton
Source: RefSeq, a predicted model, not a curated record